Molecule: messenger RNA, 2796 nt
Organism: Plasmodium vinckei vinckei
Lineage: Eukaryota; Apicomplexa; Aconoidasida; Haemosporida; Plasmodiidae
Product: conserved Plasmodium protein, unknown function
Exons: 2
Coding region: 1-2796 (931 amino acids)
Source: RefSeq, a predicted model, not a curated record
AUGAACAUUUUUGGGAAAGAUACAAUGAUAAAGAAAAACGAUGAUACAAAUAAAGAUGAUAAGCAUUGGUUUUAUGAAGAGACAAAAGGUUCUAUUUCCUAUCCAAAUAGAGAGUUGAAUAUUGGAGAUAAUAUGAAUAACAAAAAUAGUGUAAAUAAAAUAAGUGAUAACUAUUUGAGCCAUAUUCAUGGAAAAGGAAAUUAUGAAAUUCCAAAUAAUAGAAAUUUUUUUAAUGAAAACUAUAGAGGAAAUAUGAUGGAAAAAUUAUACUCUCAACAGAAUAGAAUGUGUAUGGGUUUUUCAGAACAAGAAAUGGAUGAUGACGAUAAUUAUGAUGAUAUAUCAAGUAGUAUAGAUUAUGAUUUAAAUGACGAUAAUGGAUAUUAUUCUUUAACAGAGGGUUAUAAAACAAAUUAUAUUAUGGAAUCUCUUUUUGAUAAAAAUUCAUUUGUAUAUUUUAUGGUACCUUUUAAUAAAUAUAGUUAUACAAAUUAUUAUAAUAAUUGGAAUAAAAUAAGUUUUCGUAUGUAUGCUUCAUUGAAUUCAGUUGUUACUGAUAAAAUUAUAAAGAAAAAAAGGAGAGGAACCAAACAAAAUUUAUUUCUUAAAAAUGUAAAUGAAUAUAAUAUUGAUAAUGAUAAUGACGCUAGAAUUGAAGAUGAAAAUUUUAAGAAUCCAUUAAUUAGCAUUAUGAACAAUUUUUUAUAUUUUUUACUUUUAAGUGAAUUUUUAAAUUUUAACGAAUUAUUUAAAUUAAUGCCAUUAUGUAAAACAUCAUACGAAAUUUUUAAUAAAUAUUUUAGUAUCAAUGUACACAUAAAUCCAUUUAAACAAAAUAUUAGCGAUAUUAUAAAUUUUUUAAAAUUAAAUAAAGAGUAUCAAUUUAAUAUUUUACAACGGCGAAAAAAUAAAUCUCAGGAAUAUGUGUGUGAAAAUAAAAGAGAAAUAUUAAGUACUAGUAAAAAUAGUAUAUAUGAUAUCGAAAAUAAAGAUGACAUAAGUGUAGAAGCCAAACUUCUUAACACUAACAGUAUGAAGAAAAAUGAUAAUAUAAAUAAUAAUGAGAAUACUAUAUUAAAUAAUUUAUCUGGUGAUAAGUUUGAAGUUAGUAAUACAAAUAAUGAAAUAAAUAAUGAAGAAAAUGCAGUCUUAAAAAAAAAAAUAUUUAUAACUAAUAAUAGUAUCAGUAUGAGAUAUCUUUUUAGUUUGUAUGAAUUUAUGAGAGUAUAUUUGAGCAAAUAUAACAGGGGGAAAUUAUAUUAUAGUAUAUCCGAUGAAAAAUUUAAAUAUGAUUCAAAAAAAGAAAAUUCAUUUUUUAGAGAUAUAUAUCCUUAUGGUAAUAAAAUUUGUUCAUAUGAAUAUAAAGUUAAGCUAAACAAAUACAUACAAAGAAGAUGGAAUUUGAAAGGAAAUUAUGUACAUGAAAAUUAUUUUUGUCAUAAAUCAAAUUCUCAAAAAAAUUUAGGUGUAUUAAAAUUAGUACAUAAUAGAGAAAGCAAAAUAUAUCCAUCAGGUACAUCCUUUUUGUCAGUAGAUAAAUCUGGUUAUAUUAAUACAUGGCAAGUUAAUCAUACCGAUUCAUUAUUACCAAUAUCUUUGAAUCAAGCACAAUUGACCCUAAAAGAUAAUACUAAUGUUAGUCCCACGGAUGUAAUAAAUUUAGGGAGUGAUAAAUUUUUACUCUCCAAUUUUUCAUCUAUUUACAGUUUUUCCCUUGACAAAAUAGAUACAGGUGAUAUAAAUCUAGUAAAACUCAUCGAUAUAGAACUGAUGGGAAAUCAUAAAAAUGAAAAUAUAAAAAAUAUAAUUAUGUGUGACAAAAAUAAAUGUUGUGCUGGUUUAACAAAAGCAAUAUGUCAUAGAAUAGACCUUGAGAUGAACAAAAUAGAAAGUAGUAAAUAUUUAAUGGAAAAUUUACAAAAAAUAAAUAAUUUUGAUAAUAAUACUAAUAUAGUUUUAACCCCCAAAAAUAUUUUAAUUGAUGAUAAAAGAUUAGCUAAUUAUGUUCCAUAUGUAAAUUAUAAUUUAAUAGAUUAUGAAAAUGAUAAAAAAUAUUAUAAUAGUGAUAAUUAUUUUGUAGACAUCAAUUUAACUGGUAUAUCUUUAACAUCAUUAAAUUCAAGCAACUCUAUAUAUUUAUUUGAUUUACGUUACAAAUAUCCAUCAACUUGUUUAUAUUAUGAGCCCAUAAUUACUGAAACAUAUCGUCUUAAAGAGAAUGACAAAUUGAAGUAUUUAAAUAAAUUAAAAUUAAAUUAUAAUUCUAGACAUUAUCUUAGAUUAAAGAAAUAUUCUGGAUUACAUGACAACAUCAUUUUGUAUCCUUCUGUUGGAGAUUUGAGUCAGGAUAAUACAGUUUGUGAACAAAACCCUGAUAACACUACGAACAUAGGUCAUAUUGAUAAUGUACAAUAUGUGAAAAAUAAAAUUUUUUCUGAUGAAUCAUUUAUAUAUACUAUAGUUAAAGAAAUGAAAAAAAAAGAGCUUGAUAAUUUGCCUAGUUCCUAUUUAAAUAUGUGGAGAUGGUGUGAUAAAAGACAAUUCAAAUCAUUUUUUCAUUAUCAUGAAGAUUUGCUAAAUAAAAGAGAUGAUGGUAAUUCUAUAUGUGCUCCUAAUUCUUAUUAUCAAAAAAUGACAUUUGAUUCAGUAUAUAAAUUUAUAGAUUCAAUUAACCAUCUUUUUGUUACAUAUGAAAAUUCAAAUUAUAUUCAUUCCCUAGUUUCACCAACAUAUGGGUUGGACAUAAAGAGUUCUCUAAAAGAGGUCCCUUUGUGUAUACACCCGACUAACCUUUGA